This is a messenger RNA of Babesia sp. Xinjiang, 3435 nucleotides long. RefSeq names its product Adenylate cyclase 2 (gene cyaB). The record is from RefSeq and is a predicted model, not a curated record. NCBI's taxonomy places the organism in Eukaryota, Apicomplexa, Aconoidasida, Piroplasmida, Babesiidae. The coding region runs from base 1 to 3435 and encodes 1144 amino acids. Gene Ontology annotation, biological process: intracellular signal transduction; cyclic nucleotide biosynthetic process. The transcript has a single exon.
AUGUCUGUGGUUGAUCAAACGGUGUCCAUUCUCCAAUCCGCCGUUAUCUGUUGCGCCACUCGCGGGAAGGGUGAGACAGACCCAGCGGAAGACCCAGACUUCAUUGAUAUAGCUGACGCGAUCCGUGAGGAAGAACAGAUGCGAGAGGAGUGGCAAUGGCUUAGCAUAAGAUGUGAACGGCGAUUAAACGAACAGUUGUGCUUCUAUAAAAAAGAAAUUGCCGAACGCUAUGACGCCAUUAAGGUCAACGCAUCCACAGCUACGGCACCUUCACAGUAUACCAGCUAUGUUCCCAAACUCAUUAGGCGCUUCAUUUAUGAGCGUUUGGGCGGACCUAAAUCGGCAACUCGCAGCAUAGACGACUGCUAUGCGGUUACUGUGUUCUGCGAUGUCAGUGGUUUUACGGCACUGGCUGAGGCGAUAGAACGUUCCGGUGAUCCGGAGGCCGCAGCUACGCUCGGGCGCUCUCUGAACAGUUUCUUCGAUCCUCUGAUCUGUAUCAUUAAUCGCUGGGGUGGUGAUAUCAUGAAGUUCGCGGGUGACGCUGUUCUGGUAGCGUGGAUUGUAACAGAUACGGCCGGCGCUGCGGACUCAACAGAGUCGUCAGAUUCCGAUGCUAACACAGAUAACAGUAGCUUCAGUGGAUCAAAAGAAUUGCAGGAACCGAGUAUUGAGGCUGUCUGGAAACAAUGCGCGUUGGCACUUAAGUGCUGCGAGGAGCUGCACAAGACACUUCACGAAUUCCCAACCAACAUUGAAGGGAAAACGUUGUCGAUGCAUAUAGGCAUGGGUUUCGGCAAGAUUUGCGUCAUACAUGUGGGUGGAUUGAUGGAGCGUUGGGAUUUCGUGAUUGCAGGCAAGCCAUUAGAGGAAAUAGCUGUGGCAGAGCCAUUGGCGUCUACUGGGCAAACCGUGAUGUCACGAUCAGUAUACGAAGUAAUGAGUAAUCACCUUGAGGUUGAUAAAAUUGAGGGUCAUGAAGAUUAUUUCGUCUUCCGUAACUUCGCUGAAGAGGUAGAUGUGUUGCCUGGCGCCAUAGUAGAUGAAACAUUCGAUUUCCCAAUGGAAGCGAUCACCGAAUUCCAACACUAUAUGCCUAGCUACAUAUUUUCGAGAUUACUUUCAGGUUACAGCGUUUUCAACAACGAGAUGAGGCGACUCUCUACCGUUUUCAUAUCUGUGCCGGGUCUAGAUGUGGCGACAACAGCGGGGCGAGAUACAGCGCAUCAACUGAUGAAAAUAUGCCAACGUGCUGCAUAUGCCCUUGAAGGAAGUGUCAAUAAGUUUUUGGUAGACGACAAGGGCGUGGUGCUUUUAAUUUUCAUCGGUUUCCCGCCAGUGUAUCACACAGACGACCCAGUUCGGUCAGUGUUCGUUGGUUUAAAAGUCGCCAAUGAUUGCGCUAAGUUAGGAUUGCACCAUGGUAUAGGAAUAACCACAGGUUCCGUAUGGUGUGGUACACUGGGAAACGACACUAGGCGUGAGUAUACCUGUCUGGGUGACUACGUCAAUCUCUCUGCUCGACUCAUGGCCAUGGCAGCUAAAUCGGAGCAACACCGCAUCAUCGUCGAUGAGGCAACUGCGCGUGCCGCCGGCAGCAUUUUAGAAUUCAUCGAUUUGGAAUCGGUGAAGCUGAAGGGAAAGGAGCAGUGGGUGAAAGUGUUUACUCCCACUGGUAAGGUGCGAAGACUGGACCCACAAGUUCUGCAGAGCUUGACACCACUCGAGACUUGGAGACGAUGGGAUGCAUACAACGAUGUGAAGGACAGGUUAUUCGGCAGCUCCAUGCUGGAGCAUGGCGGUGUCAUGCUGAUAAACGGUCAUAACGGCUGCGGUACCGUGGAGAUGCAAUCCUCCAUCACGCGUUUGGUUAAGAAACAAGGAUAUGCAAAUUGUUUCUCCCUAAGCACCAUGAAAGACGAUUCAUCCGCCAUCUCUAUUGCUUCUGAUUUACAUUUUGCAUGGAGGAAUCUGUGCAAUUCGCUGGUAUCAACAUGGGCAUCCAGCGCCUCACGGAAAGCGAUGAUGGGAGCGUAUCACUCCAAAUACCGAUACGUGCAAUCUGAACAUGGAGUCUCAAAGAAGGCGGUGUCAGACAUUGUCAAAGAGAUGUUGGACCCCGCACUUCACUGGCGUUUGGGGUCAAUAAAACCGUUAGUACUGGGUCUGGAAGUAGAGCCACUACAAAAACUUUUGGGCCAGAGGGUAAUACCACCUCCACAAACAAACCCGGGUAUCAUGGGACUGCUCCAGAGCUGGACAGUUGAAACCAAAGAUGCAGAUGUAGAGUCCAAUUCAGGUUCUGAACAUGAUCUUGACGUGGACAGUGCCGAGAGUGAGGACGAUGAUGUAUGCGACACCACAUUGCUGGACCAAAGGAUUAUGCAGGAACCAAUUGCACCGUUCGUGUCAUCAAUGGUUGAUGGAUUCUCGAUGAGAGAAAGCAUUUGUGUGGUUUUGAACCUCCGCAUGGGUAGUUCUGUUUAUGCCACCAUGGAGGACGACUCAUGGGAGACGGUGUGCCAGUUGGCGCGUCUGGCCAUGGAACGUAGGCGAGAGCAUAUGGCAGGUACAACCAAUUCCAAACCUAUACUUUUCAUCGUGAUCUCACUUCCUCAACACGUUUUCAUACGUUGGCAUGACGAGCUUGUGGAGUUCGCGAAUGAAUGCAAUGCGCUAGUAAAGCUUUCAAAACUUACGCAAGCACAGCUGGCUGACUUCGUCGCCCACGCGCUCGAAUUGGAGAACACUGAUGCUGCACCUGCCGAGUUGGUCGACCAUGUAUAUCAGAAUACAUCCGGUAUGGCCAGAUUUGCUUAUAUGACACUUGAGAAUCUUGUGGAGUCCGGUGCCAUCGUGUUAAACGAGAUUGAGGAAUCUGUCUCUUCGGUUUCUUCAGAUGAAGAGGAGCAAAAUACUUUAUUCAAAAGCUGUGCUAUGCGCCGAAAGGAGAUACUAGAGUUUUUCCGCAUUCCCCGUAGACACAGGAGUGGUUUUGGUACUCUGGAACAAAUGCGUGAGCUUGGUGUUAGCUUCGAGGAACCAGUACGUAAUCGCAAGCGUUUAACGGGAUUAAACUUGACUAAACAAGGUUUGAUUGACGAGAUUUUAUCAUUCGCGAUGAGCAUUGUGGACCGUCUACAGCCUGACGAGCUAUUUGUGGCCAAAGUUGCUUGCGUGUUACGGCCACCUUUUGUGCGUCAGGAUCUUUUGGGAAGCAAUCCACAGGGGUUUGAUGCAGAACAAUUUGAUGCUAUUGUGCGUAGUUUGUUGGCAAACGAGAUCUUGGAGUCGGUAUCAAAUAUGCCCAUUGCCGAGGCUGCUGGACCAAACGUGCAACUUCGUCUUGCUAGCACCGCCAUAGCACAUGUCCUUUCGCAACGUGUUUUGGAAGAGGAGCGUGCCUGGUUCGCUGAUCACUUUGCUCUUGCUUAA